AUGUCGUCGUUCGACCAACCCCUCCCGCCCUUCAACGCCUCGGAUCCGAACGCCUCGUUCCUGAGCACGUCGUGUCUGGACUUCCUGAUGAUCGAGCUGGUGCCCAUGGCGUACCGCGUCGCGAACGAGCUGGAUGCGCCGGAGCCCGGCGCCGCUGUUGCUGCUGGUGAGAAUGGCGGGGAGACGGGGACAGGUGGACAGAAGCUAGAUGAGGACGAGGAGAGGGAUGCGGUUUUCUUUAGGUUGGAUGGGCUGGGGUAUAGAGUUGGGUUGGGGCUUGUUGAACGCUUCUCCCGCGACCGCCCACGCUUCAACGACACUCUGGACGCCAUCAAGUUCAUAUGCAAGGACCUGUGGAUGCUAGUCUUUAAGAAGCAAGUCGACAACCUCAAGACCAACCACCGCGGCGUCUACGUCCUGACAGACAACGCCUUCCGCCCCCUUUCGCGCAUGAGCGCCGAUGCCGGCGGCCACGCUGUCGUGAGGGCCCAGCCUUUUCUCUGGUUCCCCUGCGGCAUCAUCCGCGGCGCCCUCGCCGCCAUGGGCAUCGCCGCCACCGUCCAGGCUGAGACCAACGAGCUUCCCGGUGCCGUCUUCCAGAUCAAGACCGUGCCUACCAAGCAAUGA
This is a messenger RNA of Daldinia childiae, 627 nucleotides long. RefSeq names its product Trafficking protein particle complex subunit 6B. The record is from RefSeq and is a predicted model, not a curated record. NCBI's taxonomy places the organism in Eukaryota, Fungi, Ascomycota, Sordariomycetes, Xylariales, Hypoxylaceae. The transcript has 3 exons. Gene Ontology annotation, biological process: regulation of GTPase activity; endoplasmic reticulum to Golgi vesicle-mediated transport. Gene Ontology annotation, cellular component: cis-Golgi network; TRAPP complex; trans-Golgi network. The coding region runs from base 1 to 627 and encodes 208 amino acids.